This is a messenger RNA of Salarias fasciatus (jewelled blenny), 1128 nucleotides long. It is a transcript of the gene anxa5a, whose product is annotated as annexin A5a. The record is from RefSeq and is a predicted model, not a curated record. Gene Ontology annotation, molecular function: calcium-dependent phospholipid binding; phosphatidylserine binding; calcium ion binding. Lineage: Eukaryota; Metazoa; Chordata; Actinopteri; Blenniiformes; Blenniidae. The coding region runs from base 1 to 1128 and encodes 375 amino acids. The transcript has 12 exons. Gene Ontology annotation, biological process: negative regulation of coagulation. Gene Ontology annotation, cellular component: nucleus; plasma membrane; vesicle membrane.
AUGCCUGCGCCGAGGAAAUUCCUGGUGGCGUCCACGUCGCUGCCGCUGGCUCUGGGCUGGGGCUGGAACCUCAGCCUCUACGUGGGGAUGCUGGUGGGACUGCUGAUGCUCCUCAUCCUGCUGCUCUGGAUGCUCCUCAAGCAGCUCAGGAACUCUGUGGCCAAGUCCAUCCUGCAGCCUGCGUUCAGAGGCAGCGUCCGGCCGUACGUCAACUUCAACGCCAAGCACGACGCCGAGGUUCUCCACAGAGCCAUGAAGGGAAUCGGCACAGAUGAAGACGCCGUCCUCAUGCUGCUGACGGCGCGAAGCAACGACCAGCGCCAGCAGAUCAAAGCAGCCUACAAGAAGGCCUAUGGCAAGGAUUUGGUCAGUGCCUUGAAGUCUGAGCUGGGCGGCCUGUUUGAGAGUCUGAUCGUGGCCCUGAUGACUCCGCCGGUCCUCUACGACGCUUCACAGCUGCACAAAGCUCUCAAGGGCGCCGGCACUGACGACGACGUGCUGAUUGAGAUCCUGGCCUCCAGGAGCGACCAGCGGAUUAAAGAAAUCGUCAAAGUGUACAAGAAAGAGUUCGGCAGCAAGCUGGAGAAGGACGUGUGUGGCGACACCUCGGGGCACUACCAGAAGCUCCUGGUCAUCCUGCUGCAGGGGAGCAGAGAGGAGGCCGUCGACGAGGGGAAGAUCGAGAAGGACGCAAAGGACCUGUUCGCCGCCGGCGAGGCCAAGCUGGGCACCGACGAGGAGAAAUUCAUCAGCAUCCUGGGCAACAGGAGCGCCGAGCAUCUCAGGGAAGUGUUCGACGCCUACAAGAAGCUCUCGGGCUCGGACAUGGAGGACAGCAUCCGGGGAGAGACCACCGGGAACCUGGAGGACCUGCUGCUGGCCGUCGUGACAUGCGCCAGAAGCAGACCGCUCUUCUUUGCUGAGAGUCUCUACAGAUCUAUGAGGCGAGCGGGAACCGACGACGACACGCUGAUGAGGAUCAUGGUGUCGAGGAGCGAGGAGGACAUGCUGGACAUCCGGGACGCCUUCAAGAAGAAGUACGGAGCGUCUCUGUACACCACCAUCCAGGAGGACACGACCGGAGACUACCAGAAGGCCCUGCUCUACCUCUGUGGAGGGAAUGAUUAA